Molecule: messenger RNA, 1203 nt
Organism: Adineta ricciae
Lineage: Eukaryota; Metazoa; Rotifera; Eurotatoria; Adinetida; Adinetidae
Source: the annotation of a GenBank genome assembly
AUGCUUCAAGUCAAUCUCACACGUUCAAAUCGAGGUAAUUUUUUAGAGAUUCUUAAAUGGGCAGCACAGACUGAUCCAGUAGUGCAGUUAAUUUUUCAAGAUUCCACGAGCAAUGCUACUUAUUUAAGUGAUGAUAUUCAAAAUGAAUUAAUUCAUAUAAUGAGUAAUCAAAUACGUGAAGAUAUUGCUUUCAUGUUGACUAACUGUAAUUAUGCACUAAUGGCUGAUGAAUGUCGAGAUAUAAGUGAUGAAUUCGAUGCUGAAGUAUUAGCUAACAAGAUUGUUGACUUUUUAAAAAGUUUCAAUAUUUCUUCAGAUUCAUGCAUUUGUUUAUGUUUUGAUGGAGCAUCAGUUAUGUUUGGUCGCCAUGCAGGUGUUCAUGUUUUACUAAGAAAAUAUAUGCCAAAAGGUAUUUAUAUUCAUUGCUCUGCACGUCGUCUCAAUUUGGUUGUUAUUGACACUUUUAGUGUUGUACGUUACAUGUCAGCUUAUUUCUCGAUCGUAUCAAAUAUUUAUUCCUUCUUCACUGAAUCUGGUGUAACCAAUAUGUAUUUUAAAAUAGCACAACAAGAGUUAGAUUUAGGUAGUUAUUCUAUAUUAUUUAUCAAACGUGGUUUAUUUUCAUUUAUUGUUAUUUUAGCUAAAUCUUUUAAGUUGAAAUUCUGGAGCUUAACUCGAUGGGAUUCUAGGUGGGGCUCAACUGAUGCGAUUAUUAAUAAUUCUGCGGCAGUUAUCAAAGCAUUGGUUGAUAUCAGCGAAGAAGAUGGUGAUUCACGCUCAGUUAAUGCUGGUGGGUUAUUGAAACAUGUGAAAAAAUCAAUAUUUAUUAUAACUUCGUUUAUUCUUCAUCAAUUGUUUGGAAUUAUCAAGAUCCUUAGCGAUCAAUUGAAAAAUUAUUUGCAUAGUGAAUAUUUCAUAAAAUCUAUCAUUCGACAGAUCAAAGAUCAUCGUCCUGAACAAUCAUUUCAACAAGUUUAUGAUAAAGCAAAAGAAUUUUGUAGUAAAAAUGAAAUUGAAUUCGUUCACCAAUAUCAAUCAUAUCGAACCAAAGUUUCAGCGAGAUUUGAAGAAAUUAUUAUAGAUUCAGCUGUCGGCCAACGUGAAGUUUUAUCAGCAUCAACAGAUUUUAUGAAUCGCAUUAUUUUUCCUUUGAUCGAUUGUGUGUUAUUCGAACUGAAUGACAGAUUUUCAUCAAAAACUUAA